This is a messenger RNA of Penicillium riverlandense, 1125 nucleotides long. RefSeq lists its product as uncharacterized. The transcript has a single exon. NCBI's taxonomy places the organism in Eukaryota, Fungi, Ascomycota, Eurotiomycetes, Eurotiales, Aspergillaceae. Bases 1 to 1125 code for a protein of 374 amino acids. The record is from RefSeq and is a predicted model, not a curated record.
AUGGUCGAAUCCCAGAGCAGCGUGCAGCCCUCGUUGGUGGAUGGUCUGCCUCGACCUCCCCGAGUGUUUCCUCAGCUAGAUGAGCUGGCCGAGUCCGACCGAAAUGAAUCCCUGACCGUUCAGGAUGGAACUCGAAUUCGAGCUCCAAAGCCCGGAUAUCCACCGUGGAUCCCAAUGAAAGAUGCCCACAAGGACUGUACCGAGGGUACAUUCGGUGGUGCCUCGAACAGCGGCACGACAUCUCCAGCAUCACCCGUGAGCCCAAUCGAAGGAAUGCGCCCGGCAAAUCCCUUUGAUCUGAGACACCCCCCAAGACACCCGCCGUCUCCCGGAUGCACAUCUCAACUACCGCCUCGCAUGCACUCGCCCGCCUCUCAGAUAUUUGAGCGAAGCGUCCAGGAAGAUAUGGUCCCGGCGCAAGCAUCAUCUUCGAUCCCUGCACAUAUUCGAACAGAAAACUAUAUCCCCCCGGUUCUCGAGGCAUCGUCGGCUGCGAUUACGGACGACCACCUGGACCCCGAUUCCGUCGAGAUUGUCACACAUAGUCUACACCAGUCUGCUGUCGCAGGCGUUAUAGGCGCGUCUCCGAUGGAGCAGUCGCUAUCAUCCUCGGUAAUCGAUGACCACCCGGGAACAAACCACUCCGAUGCCGACGAAGUUUCAUCUGCCCACGGCGCGCUGGACUCGACGGAUGUGCGACGUUUGAGCUUUAUCUCCUUUGCCGAUGUGGUCAAUGCCGAACACGCCGAAACGGGCGACCCCUGGGCCAGUCGAGAUCCCUCCCAACAUACAUCAGCCCCAGCAAUGUCCACUGUCGGACCUGCCAACCGAUCCCCAUCACCAAUGCGCUCACCGGCCUCAUCGCAUGCGAUGGGAACCUCGCCACCCACGAGCAUUGCAACCUCCUUCAAAGGAACGGAAAUGUCCCCUCCUCACGGAGCUCGGGGCGCAGGAAGCCCAUUCCCGACGGCCCAGAGCCCGGUCUCUUCGAGUUUUGGCGGGGAACUCAAUAUUGAAACAAUGCGGCAGGCAUUGAGAAGAACGGGGAGCGGUGAAUUGGGUGGAGUGGCUAGCCAGACAGCCAGUGCCGUGGGCAAUGACGAGGUGAUUGAUCGUUCGUUUUAG